This is a messenger RNA of Dentiscutata erythropus, 1374 nucleotides long. The record is from the annotation of a GenBank genome assembly. NCBI's taxonomy places the organism in Eukaryota, Fungi, Glomeromycota, Glomeromycetes, Diversisporales, Gigasporaceae.
AUGAUUUUUUGGACUUUCCUAGUAAUUACUACUACCCUACUCAUAAUAUAUUAUAAAUUAAACAAAAAGACUCCAGAUGCUUUUAAAAAUAUUCACACACUUACGUUAUUUAACAGAAUUUCUAUGAUUAUUACUAAACAAUUAGGAUAUGACCAACUAUAUUUCAGUCAUAAACAAUAUUUUGAAAGGGAUGGAAUUGUAAAGGAACGUGUUAGAGGAAAGUGGAGUUGCUUAGUAACUGAUCCAGCAAUUGCAAAGGAGCUUUUAUUGAAACCAGAUGUUUAUCCUAAAAUGAGCAUUGAAAAGUUUUUUCCAAAUUCUCUAUUUGCAGAAUACUUUGGAACUAAUGUGGUUUUCUCAAAUGGCGACAUUUGGAAAAGACACAGACGUGUUUGUAAUCCUGCAUUCAAAUCUUUACCAUUACAACUUUUUGCAGAUAUUGCAUUGAAAAUGAUUAAUUCUUUAGAAACAAUUGAUAAAAAGCCUAUCGAAAUUAGAAAUUUUAUGCAAAGAUUUACUUUUGAUGUUCUUGGGAAAGUUGCUUUUGGUUUUGACUUUAAUAGCCUUGGAGAUCCAAAUAGUCCUUAUAUAACAUCAUUUAAUGAAGUUCAAAAGGCAGUAUUUGACCCAUUAACUUUGCUUUUUCCAAUUGAUCGUAUUCCAAUAAUAAGACAACCUGCUGGAAAGUCUCAAGGAGACCUUUUAGAACAUAUAUUAACUGCUAAUGAAAAUCAUGAUAAUCAAAUGCUAUCAGAUACUGAACUAAGAUAUACACUAGCUAUUUUUAUGCUUGCGGGCCAUGAAACAACUGCAAAUUCUUUAUCAACUAUUUUAUAUCUAUUAUCAACUUAUAAAAUUGUUCAAGAAAAAGCUCGAGAAGAAGUAUUUAGAAUACUUGGUGAUAAUUUAAUACCAUCAGCAGAACAACAUAAAUCUUUAAAAUAUUUAAAUAUGAUUAUUCAUGAAAACCUUAGAUUAUAUCCACCAGCUCCAUCUUUGUUAUAUCGCGAAAUAAUUCAAGAUUUAAAAAUUAAAGAUAUUGUAAUUCCAGCUGGCACAAUUAUUGAAUUAUUUUUAUAUGGAAUACAUCAUUCUCCAAAACUUUGGGAUAAUCCUGAUGAAUUUUUACCAGAGAGAUUUGAAAAAAAUGAAUAUGCAGAUAAUGAAAAUUUUUCUUGGUUAGCUUUUGGUGCUGGAGCUAGAAUGUGCUUAGGAAAUAACUUUUCUCUUAUUGAACAAAGAAUUGCGUUAUGUCUGUUAUUACGCAAAUAUGAAAUCUCAUUAGCACCAAAUAGUAUACAUAAAGAUGGAAUAAAAUUUCGGACUCAAAUGACCCCAUAUCCAAUUGAACUUAUAUUUAAAAGAAGGGAUUAA